AUGCCACCUCGAAAGAGCCCUCUGGAGGGCUCAGUAAUAGAUCCGAAAUCACGAAAGUUGACUGAUUUCUGGGGACGACGGGAUUCAGAUUAUGAUGCAGCGACCUCGGGUUCCCCACUUCGAAGCGCGAGUUCAUCAAUACCAAACGCAGCGGGAAGUUUUCAUGCGAUUUCCCCUAAUAUCGCUAGUGGUACGCCUUCAAAGACUUUUGGUUCCUCCCCAAGACCUUCUCAGUCUCCUCGAAAAUAUAUUCCCGAGGAAGACGAGGAAGAGGGAGCUGGUAGUUUUGGAGAAGUCAUGCUCCUCUCUCGGAAACGUGCUCGAGAGUCAACUCCCAGCCGCGCAAUCUCGCUCACGCCAGGGUCAUCCUUGAGGCAGGCGAGUUUAGAUAUGUCGAAUCGUUCUAUCAACGAGAGAGCACAUUCUCCACCAAAGAAACGACGCGCAACAGAUACUAUUGUCUUGCCAAUUAUAGAAACCGAAGAGACAUUCUCCAGCGUCGACUGGCACCAGCCAAACUCUCAGCUUACUUCGAUGCGCACAAAGGGAACUAGUAUCUCUUCAGUGGAAGAGAUGCUGAGUAAACCACCGAGUGAGGGAACAGUGCCAGGCUCAGACACAGAUGGCAUGGACAUCUCCUCGGGCAACCAUAGCGAUGCUCAUAUGACAUCAGCGUCAUCCGACUCUUCUUUAAUGUCGGACGAAGACACUUCCAAGCAUGCGAGUACCGCCGACAUCUCACGACUGGAGGAAAUUCGAAGAAAGGCACAAGAACGGUUUCAAGCAAAAUCUAUAAGAGGAUCGGUUCCUGUUCAAGUCUCUAGCUUUAUGGACGACUCUGAUGAAGAUGAGGAUGAGUUGGAGAAGAUGGUCGAAAAGGUCCCAAAAAAGCCCCCAAAGAAACCCCAAUCGACAAGAAAGAGCGAUACUAAAAGUAAUCCUGAGCCCGUUGACGGGAGCUCUCUUCCCAUUUCAGUAGGCAAGCAGGAGAGACAAGUUCCGCGUCGGAAUCCUGUUCGGACAUCAAGGGCGAAUUCGGUGCAACCACCAGAAAGUUCCCCAGCACGAAAGACGAGAGCCACAUCCGUGCAGAGAACAGUUGCGCCAACGAGCAAAACUACCAAGAAUGACAAGAAAAAGUCAACGAAAGGUCCAGUAAUCAACUCAUCGACUCUUCCCCCCACAUCAAUGCCUUCUAGCCUGGCGAGCCUUCUCUCCGAUCAGCCAAGGUCGAAGCAAAGACUUUCCGAUCCAGCCCGUCAGCGUUUACUGCAAUCUGUGGAGCAUAAUAUCAGUGAUCUGGGAGGCCCACCGGGAGAGGAGGCUGAAGAUGAGGCGGUCAAAGAAACACGGGAAGUCGAUCACUCUGUCACCCAGAUGGCGCUGGGUGAAGAGGAAGCACGGAAAAUACAACUGCUAUUUGCGCGCGACAAAGCAGCGGCAUUGAGCUCGCAAUGCGGCCGACCGUUCUGGCACCAACAGUUGGCUGAGGAAGGACAAGGUAUGGAAAUGACAUUUGGACCCCCCAAACUCGCCCUUCCAGAGCACCUGGCUUUGCCUUUGGUCAAUGCUGCUGCCUCGCAUGAUAUCGAGAGUCUUUACAUCCUCAUUUGUAGUGGAUUUGCUUCCUCACUUUCCUCCAAGUCGACGGGAGUUCUUCCAUGGUUGUUCAUGACAGGUUGUCAUCCUCGAUGCCCAAGCAAACUUGCUGUAGCUUGUCUUUCAGCGAUCCGGAUCGGAUUGGCCAAGCUCCCUCCCACCACCAGCCAAUUACCCAUAACAUUUAUGCAUAUUAUUUCCUGCAUCACUGCCUUGGGACCUCUUGCCGAAUCGUUGACUCCCUUUGGUGCCUCGACUAUGGACAUCGACCCUCCUUCGACUGUGGUGCGCAACCAAGUGAUUGCCCGCAUCAUGAUAGUGAUACAAUGCAUCGCCCGUCAUUCAUUACCGCUGCCUGACCCAGACAAAUUAAUACUACUACUCCUUCUUCUUCAUUUGGAUCCGUUCACUUCUGAGGAGCUCAGAAGAGACAUAGCCUCUACUGUUGAUGUCGUGCUCGCCUCCAUCCAAUCCCAGGGGUCGUACCCAGACUCUCUGGAAUUAGACGUCUGUAAAGUCGUGGUCAGGACUGUGGGCGGGUUUACUCUCCCAGAGCAGCAUCAAGUCAUGCAUUGCUUGUUUGGUGGCCAACCGUCUGGGCGACGGUUCAUGAGAUGGGUGGCACUGGGACUCCUUUUGCCAUCACGGAUUGUUAAUGUGGAUUGGAGUCAAUACACACAACCGCCUCCACUUGCUGAGCUAGCCACUUUCACCGACACGACUCUCAGCACGAAUUCUCCGUUUCGUGUCUGGUCCGAAACCGAUUAUGACGACUUGUUCUAUCGAGUUGAGCUGCUGGGCGCGAUCUUGACGGACGUUCAACAGUAUGAGACGUGCGCAGAGAGCCUUGAACACAUCCUGACGAACCUGGGCAACAUUCAUGGUCGUAUUGCCUCGCAUUUCGGGUCCAUGAGCCUCACCAGGCAAGAUGUGGACGAGGAUAGAGACUAUACCGAUGGAGCAACUGCACAAGAAAUUCAAAGUGCAAUACGUGAGACACCGCGCGGACGGGCCGACUCGCAAGUGGCAAGCAGCUAUCAGCCGCGGCGGUCCAUGAGCUCGUUUCGCGGCGAAGACGACGCAGAAGGAUCUAUAUUUGACGGUCCUGGCUCUGUCACUAUCCCCAGCAGCGUCACGGGCCUCAGGUCGGCCAGAGCGCGCGGGUUCGGUUCGCGUAGAGGCAGUCGUGUGUAUGAUGCGAGUCCCAUGGAUCCCGACGGACGCUCGUCGAUAAACCGUCUAAGUAGACAAAACACUGCUCUGAGCGCGGGCACCGACGCGAUAGCUGACUCUGAUGAUGACGGUGGCUCACCGCGUCGAGAUAGACGUGUGAAAAGGCGAAAAUCGACAGCGACGACCGAAAAUGCUCCAGAAGCAGACGAUGAACAACCACGAAGGACGUCCAUGUUUGGCGGCAUCGCCAGCUUUUUUGGACGCCGAGAAUCGCCUUCUCGCAUUUCAAACGCAAGUCGCUCCAGGGCAAGCAGCAUCAAUUAUGCCGAAAGCCCAACUGAGGAGGAUGAUAGAUGGGGGUACCACUCGUCUGAAGAGGAUGAGUCGUCACAAGAGGACGCAGAGUCUACCCAUGGAAGUCUGUACCCGGCCAGUAGCCGAGGCAGCCAUUCGCGACCUGGGACGCCAAUGAAUGCCUUUCCUGGGCUAGGUAGAGAUCCAUUCUUUGGUGACACCAGAAUUGACAUGGAUGAUGCGUCUACUGUCGAAUCCAUUCCGCCGUCACCGGGUCCUCCAAUGUAUCAGGAUGUCUAUCUGUCAGACGAGGAUCUUCAACUGCGACUUGUCGGCUACCGUACUAUUCGCUGGCGCAAGAUUCUAUGGGAAAUCACGGCAGUUUGCUCCCUCGGGCUUCUGGGCCUGUUAGGACAUUGGUUCCCAGAGUUAUGGCUGCGCUUUGUGGCGGUAAAGUGCGCCUUUGCCCACAAAGAUACCGACCUUGUUGUAGUAGAGCACGUAUCAAAAGACAUUAUAAUCUGCAACAUAGCGACACUACCAUAUCCCUAUUCAUAUUCCAGUACUUUUCCGGACCCAUCCCAAGGAAACACCCUACCUCCUUCGUCCUCGGCUGGCACCAAGGCGUCUUCGGUUAUUAAACUAGCCGCUAUAAUUCCUAACUCGGCGAAUGGCUCGGUCACACCUCAAGAUACGUUGGAAGAACUCCGUGUAUUUGAGUUCAGAUAUAGUCGAUAUAUUCUCGACCCUCGGACGGGCCUAUGGUACAUGAUCAGGGACUGGCGUGAAAAGACGACCAAUACAAUCUUUGAAGCACAAAAAGGUCUCGAAACUAGUGAUAGGCAUCAACGUCAACUGCUGUUUGGCUCGAAUCUCAUAGAUAUCAAAGGAAAGUCGAUACUAAGUCUCCUGAUUGAAGAAGUCAUCCAUCCUUUUUACGUAUUCCAAAUUGCAAGCAUCAUUCUAUGGUCCAUCGAUGACUACUACUAUUACGCAUUCUGCAUCGCUCUCAUAUCUGCAUUCAGUAUUAUCAAUACGCUCAUCGAAACUCGCACAAACAUUACUCGGAUGCGUGAAAUGGCUCGAUUCUCCUGUCAGGUCAAGCUUAUCACAAAGAUGGACACCUCCAUAGUAGAUUCAAGCACACUCGUUCCGGGUGACAUCGUUGACCUCACAGAUCCCCCACUCUCCAUAUUCCCUUGUGAUAUCAUCCUCCUGACUGGAGACGCUAUCGUCAACGAGAGUAUGCUCACAGGCGAGAGUGUUCCUAUCAGUAAAGGCCCAAUUAAGGGAGAGGAUCUCACACGAUGGAGGCAAACGGGAGAGGUGUCCUCGGAGAUUGCAAAGAGCAUGCUGUACUCGGGGACCAAAGUAGUUCGUAUCCGAGGUCCUGCGCACGGGUUUGUCGACGCCCCAGCAAUGGGUUAUGUUGUUCGGACUGGGUUCAACACGACAAAGGGGGCUUUGGUCCGCUCGAUGCUCUUCCCCAAGCCUAUUGGCUUCAAAUUCUAUCGGGACUCCAUGCGGUUUAUCGGUGUACUUGCGGGCAUCGCAAUACUUGGUUUCAUGGUUAGCGCCGUGCAGUUUGUGCGACUAGGGGUUCCAUGGCACACCAUUGUUCUUCGUGCUCUCGAUCUUAUCACCGUGGUCGUUCCUCCUGCCCUCCCUGCAACAUUAUCGAUCGGUACAAGCUUUGCUAUCAGUCGACUUCGGGCAUUGGGUAUAUUCUGCAUAUCUCCAACGCGUGUCAACGUGGGCGGAAAGGUCAACGUUGUAUGUUUCGACAAGACGGGUACCUUGACUGAAGAUGGUUUGGACAUUCUCGGCGUCUGCGCUCUCGAAAGGGACGGACAGCGAUUCCGGGAGAUUGCAGAGGACGUUUUGGACAUACCUCAAUCCUCGGACAAGGCAAAUAUUCUGCAUGCAAUGGCUACCUGUCAUUCGCUCAAAGUUGUCGAUGGUGAUGUUUUGGGUGAUCCAUUGGACGUCAAGAUGUGGAAUUUCACUCAAUGGACGAUCGAGGAGAAUACGACCAUUGUGCCUAUCAAGAAAGGAGCAAACGCGGAAGGAACGUCUCAACAGACAGCUCCUUUGGUGCAAAAUAUAGUUCGACCUCCUGGAACGCGUCGAUUCACCUUGGACGAUGCACUCAAGGGUGACAAGCACGCUCAUUUCCUCGAGUUGGGUGUUAUCAGGACUUUCGAGUUUGUGUCUGGUCUGCGGAGGAUGACAGUAAUCACCAAACGGCUGAAGUCUAAGAGUAUGGAGGUCUAUCUCAAAGGCGCCCCGGAAAUCUUGGCAGAUGUCUGCGAGCCAGGGUCUUUUCCUGCUGACUAUGAUGACCUGUUGUCAUAUUACACGAGGAAUGGAUAUCGUGUGAUCGGACUCGCCGGAAAGUCUGUCGACGGACUUUCAUGGCUCAAGGCGCAACGCCUGAAGCGAGAACAAGUCGAAAGCGGACUCAGGUUCCUUGGUCUCCUUAUCUUCGAGAACAAACUCAAACCUGGAACUACACCUGCCAUCGCCACCUUGCGUCAGGCGUCUCUCGGUUGUCGAAUGGUCACCGGAGAUAACCCACGAACAGCUGUCAGCGUGGCACGCGAGUGCAAGCUCAUCAAUUCGACGGCCUUUGUCUUUUACCCAUCCUUUACCGAGGGAGAUGCGACCAACCCUCGUGCCAUCCUAGAGUGGCGGGGUGUCGAUGACGAGUCUCUUCGCUUGGAUCCAUACAGUCUCCGACCUUUGCCGCCGCCACCCCACGUCGUUGAUGAGGAGAGAAUCUACAAAGACUACGACUUGGCAAUUACAGGCGAGAUCUUCCGUUGGAUGAUUGAUUAUGCGCCCUUGGAGACGCUGCAGCAGAUGCUCUAUAAAACUCAUGUGUUUGCUCGAAUGUCCCCAGACGAGAAGCACGAGCUGGUGGAAAGACUACAAUCGAUCGGAUACACGGUUGGCUUUUGCGGUGAUGGUGCCAAUGAUUGUGGUGCCCUCAAAGCGGCUGAUGUUGGAAUAUCGCUCUCUGAAGCAGAAGCUAGCAUCGCGGCUCCGUUUACGAGCAAGACACCAGAUAUCGGGUGCGUCAUUGAAGUUAUCAGAGAGGGCCGGGCCGCCCUUGUGACCAGCUUUUCGUGCUUUAAAUAUAUGGCUUUAUAUUCUUUAAUCCAAUUCACGACCAUCACAUUCCUGUAUUCCUUCGCAUCGUCGCUCGGAGACUUUCAGUUCCUGUAUAUCGACCUCUUUAUCAUCAUUCCCAUCGCAGUUGCCAUGGGCCGGACUCUCCCAUACGACCGCAUACACACAGCGCGACCGACAUCCAGCCUAGUUUCACGCAAAGUCUUGUCGAGUAUCAUCGGUCAAAUCAUCAUCACCAGCGCCGCCCAGGCAUGGGUCUUCUUCUGGGUCCGCACACAGCCGUGGUAUAAGCUUCCGUUGCCUCCCAAACCAGGGGAAGGGCUGGAGACCAACAACUAUGAGAACACGGUUCUAUUCUUGGUCUCUUGUUUCCAGUACAUUCUGGUUGCCGCGGUCUUCUCGAUUGGGCCACCCUAUCGCAAACCCAUGUGGACCAACGGCUGGCUUGUGGCCAGUAUGGUGAUACUAUCUAUGUUCAGUGCAUGGGUCCUCCUUACUCCCUCCAUCUCGGUCGCGCUCAUUUUAAAUUUGAUGAGCCUCCCAUGGUCCGCUCGUCUUGCGCUCGCCGUUGUCGUUGUGAUCAACGUGACUGCGUCGUUUGCGUUUGAAAACUGGCUCGUGGAAUCGAUCGCGACGACUGUCAAGGUGCUCAUGAGAGCGUCGGGAAGGCGGAGACGACGCGAAGGACGAAUCUACGAGGCUGUUGGAAGGUAG
Serendipita indica DSM 11827 is the source of this 6912-nucleotide messenger RNA. The record is from the annotation of a GenBank genome assembly. Lineage: Eukaryota; Fungi; Basidiomycota; Agaricomycetes; Sebacinales; Serendipitaceae.